Lactuca sativa (garden lettuce) is the source of this 1187-nucleotide messenger RNA. Its product is annotated as chaperone protein dnaJ 6. Lineage: Eukaryota; Viridiplantae; Streptophyta; Magnoliopsida; Asterales; Asteraceae. The record is from RefSeq and is a predicted model, not a curated record.
CACCCCUUUCACUAUAUACCUGUCAUUUGUUUCGAUUGCUAGUGUAACUACAUCAACAAGCUUCCAUUCGGAAUGGGUAAAAGAAAGGAUUCUUCGGUUCAAGAGGAAGACAUGGAAGUAGACGAUGAACAACAGCAACAAAAUCAAGGCAACUCUUCCUCUUUAUCCAAUGAUAAUAGCUUGUAUGAGAUUCUUGGGGUUGAAAGAACAGCAACUCAACAGGAGAUAAAGAAGGCAUACCACAAGUUGGCACUGAGAUUACAUCCCGAUAAGAAUCCCGAUGAUGAAGAUGCUAAAGAAAAAUUUCAGCAACUUCAGAAAGUUAUAUCAAUACUUGGUGAUGAGGAGAAACGAGCACUUUAUGAUCAAACUGGUUGUAUCGAUGACGCUGAUCUUGCUGGUGAUAUGGCUCAAAAUUUGAAGGACUUCUUCAGAUCCAUGUACAAAAAGGUCACAGAGACUGAUAUUGAAGAGUUUGAAGCUAGCUAUAGAGGAUCUGAAUCAGAGAAAACUGAUUUAAUUGAUCUUUACAACAAAUACAAAGGUCACAUGAACAGACUAUUCUGUUCCAUGCUAUGUUCAGAUCCUAAACUUGAUUCACAUCGAUUUAAAGAUAUCAUUGAUGACGCAAUUUCUUCAGGAGAGUUGAAGUCAACCAAAGCAUAUCAGAAAUGGGCUAAACAGGUGUCCAACACAAAACCACCCACAAACUCAUUACGUCCUAAGGAGAAAUCGAAAAAAGAGUCAAAUGAUCUAUAUGCGAUAAUUUCACAAAGACAAAGUGAGAGAAAAGGACGUUUGGAUUCGAUGUUUUCAUCUCUAGUUAGUAAAUACGGUGGAGGGCAACCGAGUGAAGAGCCGAGUGAAGAAGAAUUUGAGGCUGCAAGGGAAAAGCUUGAAAAACGCAAGGGUAAUAAUAGAAAGUCUAAACAGAAUAAGUAAAGUUUUUAAGAGCUCUAGCCUCUAGUGUGCGUGUGGAACUCAAUGGCAUUUUCGUGAUUUGUAAGAUAGUUGUUUGGUAUUGUGGAUUUUACUUGUUUCAUUGAUUGUUAAUUAUGUACAAUUAUUUUUGUUUUGUUACAAAGCUUUUUUGGUCUCUUUAAAUGUUUUAUGUAUUGUCACUUUGGAUUGUUUUCCAUUAUUGAAGUUAGAGUGAAUUAUAUAAACGGUCCUUGUGGUUUUUGUCA